Molecule: messenger RNA, 5677 nt
Organism: Marchantia polymorpha subsp. ruderalis
Lineage: Eukaryota; Viridiplantae; Streptophyta; Marchantiopsida; Marchantiales; Marchantiaceae
Source: the annotation of a GenBank genome assembly
CUCCAUAUUUGAUGCGAACUAGUCUUGUGGUGUUCACCUGCAGAGCUAUCAGCUUGUCCACUCAGUUCGAGAAGUUCGAGAGGCCUUUGUUGUGUACCGAACUGAGUGGACAAGCUUGAAGUUUCCGAUCUCCUGACAGGGACUCUACGGGAAAUGAAGCCAUAUAUCAACUCUGAGACCGACGUUUCCUCUCUCUCACCUAAUCGAAACUAAGAGAUGUUUCUACUGAUAAUCAGGCAGAAGCAGAACAUCUUUCCGCCAUUGUCCCGUUCUUCUCCAAGCUCGGCAUUACGUCCAGUGACGUUGGUAUUAAAAUUUCAAAUCGCAAGGUGCUACAGGAGUUCCUUGGACGCAGUGUGAUCCCAGAAAGCUCUUUUGCGGCUGUAUGUGUUAUUGUCGACAAGAUUGAGAAGAUACCAAGAGCAGAGGUAGAGAAAGAGUGAACAGCGUUGGGUCUUCCCGCGGAAGCUGUGGAUACAAUUCUACGGGCUCUCACAGGUUACGUUCACUUGAUGAUCUUGAAGAACUUUUAGGGUCAGACAACGAAGCAGUCGUAGAAUUGAAGCAACUUUUUGAAUUGGCUCGAGGAUAUGGUUUUGAAGACUGGCUGCAGUUUGCUGCUUCUGUGGUCCGAGGUCUCGCAUAUUACACAGGAACAGUCUUUGAGGCCUUUGACAGGACAAGGAGUCUACGUGGAAUUUAUGGAGGGGGCAGAUAUGACAAACUUCUGUCUACAUUUGGGCGAGUAAACACUCCUGCCUGUGGAUUUGGCUUUGGGGACUCAGUUAUUGUCGAGAUGGGACAGCUCCUGCUUCAACUAUGCACAAUCUUCCUGCGUUCCUGGUAAUUGCUCAUGAUCAGUUUAUGAGCAGAGUACUGUGGGUCGCUCCUCUUGCACCGCGCUAGUCUCAUGCCCAGCACGCACAUGCACUGAAGUUGUUGUUCUGCGAGGGAAAGUUCAGAUUUCUCUGAGUGAAGGCGGCGUGUGAGGAGGGGGACUCUUUUAGGCUCGGAUUCAAUUUGCCUGCGCAUGCCAAGGAGCAAUCGGUUCUUCUUCUCUGAAAGUGAAGGGCAGAAUGGAAGGAGCCCGUGCGUCCAUGCUCAGUCCCGCGGCUGAACUUGCCGCAUGGGGAAUGUACUCCGCAGAGGAAGAAACUGAGUUUCCUCGUCUUGGACAGUGGAAGGAAACUGAGUCUCCUUCCGAUGUCGAAGACCUUAUACGCCGUCUGGGAGAGAAAAACUGGUCAUACUGGAGUACGAGAGAUUCGACUCAUUCAUACGUGGCCCAAUACCCCACAUUAAGCCAUCCAGAACUUGAGGAUUUCAAACAAUACUGCAUAGUAGGGCAACCAGAAGUUAAGGAUUUCUUCCGGGCGGAUGCAACGCUUUCGACGAACAUAGAGUGGCGAUGCCAAGUGCGCCUUCGAGUGCUGGAGGCAAUCGGUAGCUACAUCAGCAGUUUUGACGAGCUGGACCCAAAAAGAAUUUCUGGCCAUAAUAUAUCGACGUUGACCGCUAGCGAGUGGGAGGUAGUGUUGAGAGGUUUUAGGUCCAGCAGCGUUCUACGAUGGAUGAUAAUUGAUGAACUGGAUUGGAGGUCCGAAGCGGAUUUGGAGAGCUUGGGUUUACAGCUGGGGAUAAUUCUGAAUACCUCUAGUGUAACGGAUUUGAGAAUAGUUGAUUUGAGCAGAUUGACUGCGAGAUUUUUCUUGAAUCUCGCAUCAGGACUGCGAGAAAAUUCCCACUCGAAACUCAAGUCUAUACAACUAGGUCGCGACUGGGGGAACGCAAACGCGGUGAGGUUUUUCGUUGAGGUGUUGAACGGUCAGCAUCAAUUAGAAACUUUGAGUUUAGGCUCCAAAUGGGAUUGUUAUAGAGAAGACUACGUGGACGAGGCGGCCAUUCGGCUAGUGUCCCAGGCUUUGAAGCAGAACUCGUGUUUAAAAGAAUUGGUUUUGCAAGGAUUGGAGGGUGGAUGUGCCGCCUUAUUGUUGAACGCAUUGGCCGGAGAUGAUGGCAACCGAUCGAUUGAGCAACUUAAGCUGAAACGCAUGUCUGGAAUCGGGAAAUGUUUAGCAGAAGUUUUCAUUUCCAAUCGAUCAUUGAGGGUAGUGACGUUGCGCCGCAUCGACAUGCAUGUGGAGGAAUGGCGCUUGCUAGGCCAAGCGAUACGUGACAAUGCCACAGCGACAACUGUUGACGUAGGGGAUUAUGGAUUUGGAAUAUCUCGUUUGAAGGAACUAGAAGAGUUUUCGCGCGCUGCUAGCUCCGAAGGGAAGGAACCCUCGUUGCAUCUUGAAACGUGUUAAGAUGAAGUUGAUAUAAUGUCAGCGCUAAAUUUUUUAGAUUUUUUAGGUAGUGUACUGCGAGGGGAAAUCAAGUCUGUAAAAUCUCUUAGUCUACAGUUAGAUUUAAUCACUCUAUUUCGCGCAAUCGAUCUAUAUCGCGCAACGAGUAUAGAAGAUAUUCUUCCGAUCAAUAGAAUAACUGGAGAAACUUCACGUCUGAAGAGACUGCACUUAAAGUUAGGGUAUAGAGGUAUGGCGUUGUGUAAGCAUCUGUUUCAGUGCUUGCGCUGGAACACAAGUGUCACUAGCUUGUCUUUGGAUUUCAAUCCAUACGAAGAAGAUAUAAGAGGUACGGAGAAGUUGUUCAGGGACCUGAUGGCGCUGUUGCAAGUUAACUUGACUCUCGAGGAAAUAGAUCUCCCCAAGACCGGGUGGGCAAGGUACGGGUGGGCAAGGGAAGGAAAGGCGGCGCUGAUUGAAGCGGCCCUCAAGCAGAACCGGGAGCGGGCCGUGUACAUGUCAGUAUUCACUGAAGCCAAAUUACAAUUGGGAGAUGCAAAAGCUGGUCGACUCUUCUUAUGCGGCUCUCCUAGAGCAGGCAAGACUCAAUUGCGUCGAACUCUGAUGAAGAUAAUUCAAGACAAGAGCUGGUUUGGAGAGAUAUUGGAAGACUUGUCAAGAACCAAAGGCAUUGAGGUGGAGUUUUUGCAGAACGAUGACAAAAUGCAAAUCUCAAUAUGGGAUCUUGCUGGACAACGGAUUUUUCGUACCCUUCAAAAUGUACUUUUCCCUAAAACCAACAACUUUUGUGUUUUUCUCUUCAUCUAUAGCCCGAUCUCUCAGGAAACCCUCAAACCAGACUCUUGUCUCCGGAUUGAGUUGGAAGGCUGGCUGACUUUCAUUGCAUCCAGCACGAAAGUCACGGGCCAUAAUCUUCCACAAGUUCUUGUUGUGAUUUCACACAAGGAUAAGAUGGCAUCCAGCUCUUUGACUUGGGCUAACUCCAUAGUAGAAUUACUCAGAAAAAGAUUUGCAAACUAUGUGGAUCUUCGCCCUUUUCAAGACUUUCUUUAUGUGGAUGCUCGGGACAAGAAUCAAGUGAUUCCUCUCAAAGAGCACGUUUUUUUCAUCUUUCAGGAGUUGUUGAGUCAAAAAUCUCCCCGGGUUCCCCAAUUGUGCUAUAAACUCUCUUCCCUUCUGCUUUCAAACAUUGAUGAGAACAAAACUUGCCCCCUUUGGUCAUUGAAAAAGUUUCAUAAUUUCUGUUAUCCCAGCUUGAAACAACUCAAUCUACCAUCUUCUGUUGAUCAUUUAAGAUUAUUAAACUCCCUCCUAUCCUACUUAAAUGAUGUUGGAUCCAUCAUUUAUAUUCCCAACUUUGAUCACAUCGUUGUGGAUCCGAACUGGCUUACAAAUUCAGUUUUGGGCGAGCUGAUAGUUAUGGGUCAACACUUUCAAGCUCAAGGGUCCAAUGCCUAUGAGAAAACUAUGUCAAGUGACACAUACACAAGCAAGGACGGAUUUGUGAGCGAGAGUGUCUUCGUUCGAUUGAUGGAAACGUUUCUGGCAAAGCAACCACGCCUUCAAGAUGUUAACAUAGAGAUCCUUGAAAAGAUUCUUUUCAAUUUAGAUUUGGGUUUCAAGCUCAAAGAUUCUUCUCAAUAUUUCAUUCCCUCCUUCAUCCCUGAGUAUGCAAGCAUGGAAGAACAGAAGCAGCAAGAAGGGGCGCGCGUGGUGUCGAUGUCAUGGGACUCUCCGGCUGCCGACCAUCCAAAGUUUGUCGGCAUUCGGAUUCAAUGCAAAGAUCCAAAAACAAUGUCAUUGUCUGCUGCGUUUUUUCCACGUUUUCAGAUGUUCAUGAGACGCAAGUUGAUAUCCAAGAUGUCUGUGUCCAUGGAGACUGUGACAUUCUCUCGAAAUUAUCUGAAACUUUUUCUUGAUGGUCACGAGAUUUAUGUGGAGCACGUUCAGAGUGAAAAGUCUCACUAUUACGUAGAUGUUCUGAUGUUAUGCUCUGAGCAUAAGUCAAAGGAGGCGGCCAUCAAAUAUGUUCUGGACAAUAUUGUCCAGGAGUUGAUAGCAUUUUGCGCAACACCCAAUGGCUGUCCUGGCGUGGCGUUAGUGCUCGGCGUUAUCCAAACAAUUUGCGUGGAGGAGCUGAUUUCGAGUCAUCUCAGAGGAGCCAUUCUGAUUGAGGAGCUCAAAUCAGAGUUAUCUAAUAGCAUCAAUGACAAACUUGGGGAUAUUGCGUUGGAUAGUCUGCAAUUGGUGAAGGAGGAAAAGUUGCUCAACUAUGAGCAUACUUGGCCCCCGAUUCAAGCUUUGCAUUUAAUCCCAACAUUCGAACGGGCUACGAAUCUGUUGUGGGAGAGAGAUGUGGAAGCGGUUCUGAAUGAGAUCAACCUUAAGCGCAGUCAACAACUGGGGUCAUUGCAGCAAAGCUUCAUCAGCUUGAACAAUGUUUUGGCUCAGUCUCAUCCUGACUGCGAGAGCACGUUUAGCAACUCAAGUUUACCUCACAUAAAAGACUGCAAUCAAGCUUCAGCCAGCUGCUGGAGCCAGGCCAGCACAAGUGAGGACACCCAACUUAUUAUUUUGUCCGAGAUCCACAGAAUGCAUGAGACAGUGAGAUCAGUGGAUGAGACAGUGAGAUCAAUGAAGAGCAUUGUGCAGGUGCAACAACAACUACAGUCAACAUUCACAACAUUCAUGUAUAAAGUUGACAGGAUCAUCGGGUAUUCAGAAUCGCAUCAGCAGUCUAAAAUGCCCAAGCGACCUUACAUCACGGACGAUGUUGGCAUUUUCUAUAAGAUGAGUGCAAAUCUGCAUAUGGGAAAAGCCCUUCGAUUACGCUUGAUGUGUGAGUCCAUCACUGGGUUUCACCCAGUCAAAGGUCAAAAAGGAUUGAAGCUGCGUGUGGAUCUGAAGAAUAGCGGGUGGAUUGCAAGGAUUAUUGACAUUUCAUACAAAUUCCUGUAUUAUGGUGUUAAGGCUGGGACCCUCCUCUGGUUAGGCAAAGCUAUUCCGCAGUGGGAUGAUUUACAAACCGAUAUUGUUAGGCUAAAAAGUAUUAGUGAAAUUGAUUGUUUGGCAAUUCAUAAUGGUGGGCAUAGCGUGAAGCUGAACGAAGCAUGGUUGAGGAUUCAGCAAAAUCUUGCGCCUCUGCUAAAAGAUAACUAUUCCAAAAUCUUCAAGUUGUAUCAGGUGAAGUACUUGAGACAACAAAAUGGUGGGCAUGCAUGGGUAUGCGAGGAGUGCAUGAGAAAAGGGAGUCUUUAUGGAAGUUUGACAUGUUGAGAUAUUCAAGAGGUUAGAAUGUCAUUAUGCAAUUGACAAGCAUAUGUUUAGACCCUCCUGCAAUAUAAACCUUUGGAUGAUCUUCCUUAUAG